AUGGUGGAUGGAAUUCUGGUACCAGCUAAAGCAGCACUUGUAAAGAAGAUCCCACUUGCCCGAAGUCCAAUUGAAGACUCUCUGUUCUGGCCUUUCAUAGCAAAUGGGCAGUAUAACUGUAAGUCAGGUUAUAGGUUUCUCAAAGAGUUGGAGGCAGGGACUGUGGAGAAUUCACAACCGGACUUGGAUAGACAAUUAUGGAAAAGUAUUUGGUCCUUGGAAGUCCCUAACAAGUAUAAAAACAUGAUGUGGCGGGCAUGCAGAAACUCUCUUCCCACAAAGCUCAAUUUGACUCAAAAAACUAUCAUAGAUAACUCAACAUGUGACCGUUGCUGUUCACACAUUGAGGACGCGUUGCAUGCUCUUUGGGGUUGUUCGGGUUUGGAUGAUGUUUGGGAUGGAGAAAGAUGGUGCUUUCGGACAAGGGAGAGGUUUGCUGACUUCAAGGAAUUAUGCAGAUGGAUAAUGGAACAUGGGAACUCACUUGAACUCUUUGCUGUACAAGUAUGGCAUAUAUGGCACCAGAGAAACCAAUUACGUUUACAGCAACCUUGCUGCCUCACAAAGGACUUGAAACAUGAUGCUCAAGCACGCUGGGAUGAGAUUAGAGCUAUCAAUCCACUGCCAAACCAGGUCAGACCUGAACAAAAGCCAAAAUGGAUAGCACCACCACCGAAUACGUACAAGAUAAAUUAUGAUGGAGCGGUUUCAGAUAAGGAGAAUAAAGCAGGGGUUGGAGUGGUAAUUAGGGACCAUAAUGGAGAGGUAAUUGCUUCCUUAAUUCAGCAAUUGGAUCAAGCUUUUCAACUCAUGGAAGUGGUGGCAAUUGCUGCGUGCAGAGCAGUGGAGUUUGGCAACGAAUUGGGUGCGGGCUGUGCUAUUGUGGAGGGUGAUUCAGAGGUGAUUGUUAAAGCUUUGAGGAACAAGGAUAAUGGUUUAACUUCUUUUGCACCUUUGAUAAAUGAUGUCUCUUUAUUUUCAACUUUGUUUUCAGAAUUGUCAUACUCUCACAUUAGGAGAAAUGGCAACAAAGUUGCUCAUAGUUUAGCUAGGCUAGCUUUGAUCACACCAGAUUGUACCGUGUGGAUGGAGGAUGUUCCGUUUCGCACCUUACAUUUUGUUCAGGCUGAUUUGGUCGCGCUUUAA
Messenger RNA from Quercus robur (English oak), 1146 nucleotides. RefSeq lists its product as uncharacterized. The coding region runs from base 1 to 1146 and encodes 381 amino acids. Gene Ontology annotation, molecular function: RNA-DNA hybrid ribonuclease activity; nucleic acid binding. NCBI's taxonomy places the organism in Eukaryota, Viridiplantae, Streptophyta, Magnoliopsida, Fagales, Fagaceae. The record is from RefSeq and is a predicted model, not a curated record. The transcript has a single exon.